This is a messenger RNA of Propithecus coquereli (Coquerel's sifaka), 2257 nucleotides long. It is a transcript of the gene MCMDC2, whose product is annotated as minichromosome maintenance domain containing 2. The transcript is spliced from 14 exons. Gene Ontology annotation, biological process: double-strand break repair via break-induced replication. Bases 100 to 2136 code for a protein of 678 amino acids. Gene Ontology annotation, molecular function: single-stranded DNA helicase activity; DNA binding; ATP binding. The record is from RefSeq and is a predicted model, not a curated record. Lineage: Eukaryota; Metazoa; Chordata; Mammalia; Primates; Indriidae.
GUUUUCUGAUCCUUUCUAUGAGUUUCACCAUCUGUGGUCUUUACCAACAACUGUGGUUUAAUCGAUUGGUAAUAGAGAAAAAUCAUUAACUAGGAGAAAAUGUCGAAUCUAAAAAUGAAAGAGGCAGCCCUUAUCUAUCUUGACAGAAGUGGAGGCCUCCAAAAGUUUAUAGAUGAUUGCAAGUACUACAAUGAUUCAAAACAAAGUUAUGCUGUCUAUCGAUUCAAUAUUUUAAUAAAUCCUUCUGAUGUUGUUGAAUUAGAUGCUGAACUUGGAAAUCACAUUUUACACCAGCCUUUAAAAGCUGCUCAAGUUUUUCAAUCAGUCUGUUUUAUUGCUGUUAAGACUCUCUCAUUAAUUGGACAGUUGCAGACAGAAACUCAAAUUAAUAUUGUGCUGAAAUUAACACAUUUACCUCCUCUGCCAAGCUAUGGUCUUGAUCUUUGUGACUUUCCACGUGAUUAUACAUCUCAGAGAUUUUAUAUGAUGCAAGGAAUUGUGAUUGCAAUGACAACAGUAACUAAGUAUACACAAGGUGCAAGAUUUCUUUGUUCAGAUGAAGCAUGCCCUCUUUCAAAAGGAUUUCAGUAUAUAAGAGUGCAUGUGCCUGGUGCCACAGAAUCUGCAACAAUAAGAAGUGACUUUUUGUGUAAUCUAUGUGCAUCUUCACUGCAAGAAGACAGAAAAUUUAGAGUACUUGGUGAUAAACAGAUAGUUGAAAUAAUUACCACAAAGGCACUUCAGGCUUUUCAAGGUAACAACCAGACAUUUAGGUUCCAAUCUCUUACAAUUUUCCUAAGAGAUGAAUCAGUGAAUAAAAUGAAUAUAGGAAAUGAAUAUAAAAUUAUUGGAAUUCCAACAUGUGUAAAAACCUCACAAACUGUCUGUAUAGAAGCAAAUAGCAUAACUUUUUGUAAUUCAAAAGUUCCUUCAGAAAUUAGUAACAACUUCAGGUGUCUCCUCUCCUUGACUUCCAGUUCAUGCUGGAAGUUUACAGCAGUACUUGCCAAUAUCUUUGCAUCACAAAUUGUUCCUCCUGGGACUUACAAUUUGCUCAAGCUCUGUUUGUUGAUGAGUCUUGUACAGACAAGUGACCAUAAAAAGGAACUGGAAGAUUGCCUGGAUAUUUUAAUUAUAACAAGUGAUACUCUACUAGUAAAAAGGCUUUUGAAUUUUAGCAUAAACCUUGUUCCUCGUGGUGUAUGUCAUCCAGUCUCUACUGAAAUUUUUCCCACUCUAUCCAGGAAUAAGUAUGGAACUGGAGCAGUUAGCAUUCAAGCUGGCAGUGCUUUGCUAGCCAAAGGUGGUGUCUGCUUUAUAGGAGACUUGGCUUCACACAAGAAAGAUAAACUUGAACAGCUUCAAUCAGUUCUGGAGAGCAGAAGCAUUACAGUAUACAUCCCAGGAAAGAAGUUUGGGGGUGAUAUUGAUCAACAAAUGACUUUUCCAGUUCAGUGCAGUUUUUGGUCUUUUCUUGAUAUGGAUUCAUCUUCAAGGAGAACUGCACAGAAAAACAACGCUUUAAUUGGUCAGAUGGAUUGCAGUUUGAUUCCAGCUAACCUUGUGGAGGCAUUUGGAUUAUUGAUUAAUUGUAAUGAAUCAUCUGCUUGCCACCCACUUCUUCCUACUGUGCAACACACUUUAAAGAAAGCCAUUGAUCCUGAAAGGCUGCUUUAUGUAGCUUCUAAACAGUUCAGAACUGAAGAUUUUGAAAAGCUACUGGCUUUUGCAAAGAAUUUGAAUGUAGAAUUCAGCUUGGAAGCAGAAAGAAUGAUUCAUGGCUAUUAUCUAGCAAGUCGCAGAAUCAGAACAGAUUCUAUAUAUGGAUCAAAACUCUCAGCAUCUGCAUUAAGAUAUUUAGUUUCCCUAUCUGAAGCCCAUGCUCGACUGAACUUAAGGAACAAAGUGCUUAAGGAAGAUGUACUAAUUGCAGCCUUAUUAUUUGAAACAUCUCUCACGUUGAAAUAUGGGGCCACUGUAUUUUGUGUCGCUCCAAAUGCAGUAUUUCCAUUUGACUUGUAUGAUGAAGAGUAUUUAGAGCAAAGGGAUCUCUAUCUAACUCAGUGCCAGCAACAGCUUGAACAAUUUAUUGCCACAUAUGGACCUGGGACAGCUAUUUUCUCUAGUGAUGAAUAAGUAAUUUGAGGAUAUUUUUCUUCAUUCCUACUUAAGCAGUGGGAAAGUGUGAGUAUUUGAGAGUGACUUUCAAGUAAUGCUUCAGAUAAUACUGUAAAUAGUACAUUAGAAUACUACUUUU